UCAAACUCGAAUCGAGAUACCGAAUAUCGAGUAAGUGAUAGUUGACUGUAUAUCUAAACGCCAUUGCAACUUCCGACAGAUUGGCCAUGUGAUGAAUCACACAUAUAGUGUUGCGUGAAAGGCUUUUACUAAAAGCUUUUUUAGCGCUUUAUUCUUAUUAUUUAACUUGACCAAAAUGGUCCAUUUAGUUAGGAUUCUACAGGAUCUCUAAGCAAGUGACACAUGUGGUGAUUCUAAGCGUAAACACAUCGCAGCGUGACAAAUGGAACAGUCACACUAAUAAGACAUGCACCAGUAAUGGAAAUGAAACCUCGGUUGUAGUGUCACCUACUGUACUGCAGAUUUUAUCUAUCGGAUAGCAAUGGGCGUUUUUCGGGGAACUCGACCAUCCACUUUGUUCAUAUAUAUUCGGGAGCAAUGAUAUCAUGAACUGUAAUUGCAACGAUUCGAUUAACUCUCUCGAAUACUCAUCCCAAAGUGAGAUAUUAACAGUAGAAAUGCUGACUGGUUGCGAACGAAGCUUUGGAAAAUCACCGCCAAAUAUCAUGACAUACUUCGUAUCGUGAAAACUUCUCACCAUUGAUUGAAGUACGGAGAACAUCGCUGCCUACUAAGAUAAAUCGCUCGAAUAAUUGCAAUCAGUAUUGGCACACAGAGCAAAAUUAAUAGUAUGACGUGUCAGGCUGUGACCAGAUUGCGGGUCAAACGGCGUGCGCGGCAACUCAACCGGCAAUCUCACUCGCUAUGGAGAUGAGGGUGAUUAGAAUUGCGUAACUCUAUAGCUAGCGAGAGGCUCGCAUAGCUAGCAGGUUGGUUGGAUCCCACAGGUAAUCGAGCAGGAAUCUGGAUCUCCAGUUAGUGAGAGGUAGAACACGGGACUGAUCAACAGCUUUUGCACCGCAUCGGGAUCGAGAAUGAGUUUGUCGAAGCGGGCGUUGAUUAUAGUGGUUAUUUUUGCAGCGUUGAGUUUUGUGCAUUCCUCAGAAGAUAGUUGGUUUCAAAUUGACGAUGAGGAUGGAACUUUGACAACUCCUGAACUGAUCAGCAAAUACGGAUACGAGGUGGAGAGCCACUCGGUGACCACGGAAGAUGGCUACGAGUUGACAAUGUUCCGGAUUCUACCGCAGCAACCUUCUGAAACUCCCAAACUUCCCGUUCUGAUGGUUCAUGGUCUCGAGAGCAGCGCAGUGGAUUUCAUCAUCAUCGGCCCUAACAACAGCUUCGCCUACUUGCUCGCUGACUACGGUUAUGACGUAUGGUUGGCAAACGCACGUGGGACUCGAUAUUCCAAGAAACAUUCCACGCUUCCGGUUGACUCCAAAGAAUACUGGAGCUUUUCCUGGCACGAAAUCGGUUACUACGAUCUGCCGGCCAUGAUCGAUUACAUCCUGAACGCGACAAGUGUCAGUAAACUGCAAUACGUUGGUUUCUCACAAGGUUGCACGGCCUACUUCGUUAUGGCAACUACACGUCCAGAAUACAACGAAAAGAUAGCACUGAUGACUGCGCUUUCGCCUCCUGUGAUUGUAAAGCGAGUGCGCAGUCCUCUCGUAUGGCUACUUUCGGAAGUGUUGAAGGAGUUUAGAAAGGUCAAAGCUUCUUUCAAAGACUUCGAGCUUCUCCCCUAUUCAAACGAAUACCGCACAAUAGCGCAGGCAAUAUGUACUGACGAUGCUCGCGGAAAUAUUUGUCAGAAAUGGAUAUCGCUCAUCGUUGGGCCAGAUCCGGACGGGUAUGAUCAAAAGGUGAUGACGGUAUACGUGGGCCACACACCAGCUGGUGCAUCGAUCAACCAGGUCAUCCACUAUGCGCAAAUCGCUCAGAGUAAAACGUUCCAACAGUUCGACUACGGACGGAAAGAGAACAUCCUACGGUACGGUUCGAAGAAACCACCCGUCUAUGAUCUCCGGCUGGCAACGGCACCGGUUAUGAUCUACUACGCUCUGAAUGACUGGCUGGUGCAUCCACGAGAUGUUCAGGAACUGGCGAAAGUGCUUCCAAGGGUGGUUGAAGCCGUGCCGGUAGCCGACAAACAGUUCAACCAUCUGGAUUUCGCGUUGGCAAAGAACGUCCGAACGCUGCUGUACGAUCAGGCGAUUCAGGUGAUGGAGAAGUUCAAUGAGAAUUAAAGGGCGUUUCUUAAGGUCGUGAUAUGGAGUGUUCUGUCGUUGUGAGUGAUGGGUGAAGAUCAAAUAAAUGCCGUAUGAUCAGCAUCCAAGGCUGUUUCAAUAAUAGUUCGAGUGAUAGAUCAGUCAUAGUAAAUAUAAUAUGGCUUUUA
This is a messenger RNA of Aedes aegypti (yellow fever mosquito), 2278 nucleotides long. RefSeq names its product lipase 1. Lineage: Eukaryota; Metazoa; Arthropoda; Insecta; Diptera; Culicidae. Gene Ontology annotation, molecular function: hydrolase activity, acting on ester bonds. The transcript has 3 exons. The coding region runs from base 915 to 2129 and encodes 404 amino acids. The record is from RefSeq and is a predicted model, not a curated record.